UAUAAAUUAGCACUCCCACAACUUUCAAAUACACACAACAAACAUCAUAAACGUAUAGGCCCGGGGUUUUUUCUCUGCUUCUCUCUCUAUCUGAAAGAAUAAAAUGGAGAGAGACGAUCAUAAACCAACGUUAACAGCUCCAUUGAUUCAAAUUUGUGAAGAAAAUGGGCUCAACAAUGGAAGUGGCGGAGUUCAUGACAAGGGUUUUAAGAGGAAGGAAAUUCUUGAAGAAGUAAAGAAGCAGUUAUGGCUAGCAGGGCCUAUGAUAUCUGUGGGUCUAUUGCAGUAUUUCUUGCAGAUGAUAUCGAUCAUGUUUGUCGGUCAUCUUGGUGAAAUACCUCUCUCUGGUGCUUCCAUGGCCACUUCCUUUGCAACAGUCACCGGAUUCAGCUUGUUGCUGGGAAUGGCCGGUGCAUUAGAGACCUUAUCAGGGCAGGCAUAUGGGGCAAAGCAAUAUCAUUUGAUGAGCGUCUAUAUGCAGCGAUCCAUGAUUGUUCUUUUACUUGUUAGCAUACCUCUUGCUGUUAUUUGGGCAAACACAGAGCCUAUUCUAGCUGCUGUAGGUCAAGAGGCUGAUAUCGCUGCAGAAGCCGGUCGAUAUGCUCGUGUUAUGAUCCCGAGCCUUUUUGCCUAUGGCCUUCUUCAGUGCCUAAUCAGGUUCUUACAAACACAAAACAUUGUUUUCCCCAUGGUGGUUUGCGCUGGAAUUGCAACUGUGCUACAUAUAUUUUGGUGUUGGGUUCUGGUAUUGAAAUCUGGACUUGGAAGCAGCGGAGCCGCCUUGGCAAACAACAUAUCUUAUUGGAUCAAUGUGCUGUUGUUAGCUCUUUAUGUGAAGUUCUCUUCUUCAUGUUCAAAAACAUGGACUGGACUAUCCAGUCUGGCCUUUCAAAAUAUUCUUGCUUUUGUUAGACUUGCCAUUCCUUCAGCUAUCAUGACUUGCUUGGAAAUGUGGUCUUUUGAAAUGGUGGUUCUUUUAUCUGGGCUACUUCCUAAUCCAGAGUUAGAAACGUCUGUGCUCUCCGUUAGCUUAAAUACAGCUGCGACAGUGUGGAUGAUUCCUUUUGGACUCGGUCUAGCAGUGAGCACUAGGGUCUCGAAUGAAUUAGGAGCAGGGCGUCCAGAAGCAGCUCGUUUAGCGGUUUGUAUUGUAGUGGCCAUGGCCAUUACUGAGGGUUUAUUGGUGGGGUUAGUCCUUGUACUGAUACGCAAAAUCUGGGGAUACGCUUAUAGCAAUGAAGUAGAAGUGGUGAAUUAUCUAGCAGAAAUGAUGCCAAUUCUUGCAGUGGCCAACUUUCUAGACGGAUUGCAGGGUGUUCUUUCAGGUACUGCUAGAGGAUGUGGGUGGCAGAAGAUUGGAGCAUAUGUGAAUCUUGGAUCAUACUAUUUAGUUGGAAUUCCGUUGGCCGUCGUAUUUGCUUUCGUCUUUCACAUUGGCGGAAAGGGUCUGUGGUUGGGGAUAAUAUGCGCGCUAAUUGCUCAAGUUUUAUCUCUUCUUGCUAUCACCAUAAAAACCAACUGGGAGAAAGAAGCUAACAAGGCUACAGAGAGAAUCUGUGAUUCAGCAGUUCCAGUUGAUUUGGUCUCAUGAAGCUUAUCAGUGACCAAAAACAGAAAAUCACGGUGAAAAGAUUUGACACGCUUGAAGUGUUGGGGCUUAUUAAAGCAUUGAUAUUGCAGAAAUUUGUAUUCCGUAAGCCUAAUUUGUACACAAUAAGAUCUAUGUCCUUUUAUCCUUUAAGAAAGUAAGAACAUGGGUUAUAAGUUUUGGUCAGAACACUUCUACGAGUACGCUGUUUUACUGUCACCGAGGCAUGGAUAUCAAUUAUUUUUUAGGCACAAAAUCAUAGUCCACUUUUUCAUCUUGGGGACAAUUUCCUUCUAUUUUGUGCAUGAAAUUACCCCAUCCUUUACACUAUUUUUUCAUUUAUUCAUCCACCAUUGUUCAAAUCACCUUUUGAUCCUAGCCCUCCAUUUCAAAUAAGAACAUUUUCCUAGA
Morus notabilis is the source of this 1999-nucleotide messenger RNA. Its product is annotated as protein DETOXIFICATION 16. Gene Ontology annotation, biological process: xenobiotic detoxification by transmembrane export across the plasma membrane. Gene Ontology annotation, molecular function: xenobiotic transmembrane transporter activity; antiporter activity. Gene Ontology annotation, cellular component: membrane. The record is from RefSeq and is a predicted model, not a curated record. Bases 104 to 1591 code for a protein of 495 amino acids. The transcript is spliced from 8 exons. NCBI's taxonomy places the organism in Eukaryota, Viridiplantae, Streptophyta, Magnoliopsida, Rosales, Moraceae.